Molecule: messenger RNA, 441 nt
Organism: Aureobasidium uvarum
Lineage: Eukaryota; Fungi; Ascomycota; Dothideomycetes; Dothideales; Saccotheciaceae
Source: the annotation of a GenBank genome assembly
AUGUCCACCACCCAGAAGACCCAGAAGCCCAAGGCUGGCCGUUCCGCCAUUGCCGAUGUUGUCGCUCGCGAGUACACCAUCCACCUGCACAAGCGUGUUCACGGUGUUUCCUUCAAGAAGCGCGCUCCCCGCGCCAUCAAGGAGAUCAAGGCCUUCGCUGAGAACGCCAUGGUGAGUUUUGACCUUUACCCCUCGUGUCCAGUCUACGCUGACUCGUUUUCUCCACCUCUANNGGGCACUCGCGAUGUCCGCCUCGACCCCCAGUUGAACAAGAAGGUCUGGGAGUGUGGUGUUAAGGGUGUUCCCUUCCGCCUCCGUGUCCGCAUCUCGCGCAAGCGUAACGACGAGGAGGGCGCCAAGGAGAAGCUCUACUCCUACGUCCAGGCCGUCAACGUCAAGGACCCCAAGGGUCUCCAGACCACCGUCGUUGAGGACGCAUAA